AUGAAGAACCUCAACACCGCGUUCCUGGCCCUUGCCAUGGCUGUCGCCGUAGUCUCAGCAUUCCCAACAUUCCGCCUGACCUCGCGAGCUCCCGACGUCGAAAUCGACGCAGUCAGAGCCCUGAUGCCCCAUCACGGCCGGCCAAACGAGACUGUGGCCUUUCCGGCGGUGGCGGGCAAUCGGACUCUGGUGAGCUUGGCUGGACGUAACGUCACGAUGCUCGACAAGCGAUACUUCCGGACUGCAUGA
Microdochium trichocladiopsis is the source of this 249-nucleotide messenger RNA. RefSeq lists its product as uncharacterized. NCBI's taxonomy places the organism in Eukaryota, Fungi, Ascomycota, Sordariomycetes, Xylariales, Microdochiaceae. Bases 1 to 249 code for a protein of 82 amino acids. The transcript is spliced from 2 exons. The record is from RefSeq and is a predicted model, not a curated record.